UAAAUAAAGUAUUGCGAUGUCAGUUUCUUUCCAAUAUUGUGCAGCCACAAUCUAUGGUGUUAUUAAUUGCUUUUGUGUGUGUUUAAGAACUUUUAUAGAGCAAAGAAAUCUUCAGGGCAAAGUGUCUGCUGCUUGGGUCAAAAAGAAAUGGGAAAACCUCAAGCAGAAGUACAAAGUAAGUUUUUUUGUACUUAUUUUUUAUCUUUGUUUUAAUACUGUUCAUAUAUUUAUUUUGCUUGUUUUCUUGUUACAGGAUCUUAAGUGUCCACAGUCAGGGGUCAGCACAGAGGAUGGGGAACUGACAGCAGCAUCCUGGAAGUGGUAUGGGGUGAUGGAUGCUGUAUUAGGCUCUAAGCCAUCCAUCACCCCACCACUGCUCAUACAGUCUGGCAGCAAGGAUGUUGCUGAUCAUUCCUCAUUCUCUGUUGCUGGCCCAUCUGCACCAAGGAAGAGAAGAAGGGGAACAUUUGACAUAUCUCAAGGAGAUGGAAGAAAGAGAGGCAAGAAGAGAGGAAGAAGCCCAACAGAGAGAGGAAAGAAGAGCAAGAGAGGUGGAAGAGAGAGACACAAGACAAUAUGAAGAGACUAAAAAGAGAGAGGAAGAAGCCAGGCAGAGAGAGGAAGAGUACAGGGAGAGAACGCAGAGGAGACAGGAAAUGAGGGAUGUGGAGAGAGGCUGCAGCAAGAGAGGAGAGGUUCCUCAGUUUAAUGGAGAUGUGAGAAAUAGCCUAUCUAGGCCAGGGCCGUACAACGGGUGGCCUGGUGGCCACUGUCCCUCUGCCCAGAUCGGCUGA
Onychostoma macrolepis is the source of this 794-nucleotide messenger RNA. RefSeq lists its product as uncharacterized. The coding region runs from base 399 to 794 and encodes 131 amino acids. The transcript is spliced from 2 exons. The record is from RefSeq and is a predicted model, not a curated record. Lineage: Eukaryota; Metazoa; Chordata; Actinopteri; Cypriniformes; Cyprinidae.